Messenger RNA from Zygotorulaspora mrakii, 939 nucleotides. It is a transcript of the gene BIM1, whose product is annotated as microtubule-binding protein BIM1. NCBI's taxonomy places the organism in Eukaryota, Fungi, Ascomycota, Saccharomycetes, Saccharomycetales, Saccharomycetaceae. Gene Ontology annotation, biological process: spindle assembly; regulation of microtubule polymerization or depolymerization; protein localization to microtubule plus-end. Gene Ontology annotation, cellular component: cytoplasmic microtubule; microtubule plus-end; spindle midzone. The record is from RefSeq and is a predicted model, not a curated record. Bases 1 to 939 code for a protein of 312 amino acids. Gene Ontology annotation, molecular function: microtubule plus-end binding. The transcript has a single exon.
AUGAGUGGGAUUGGCGAAUCACGUACAGAACUGAUAAACUGGCUCAAUGGUUUGUUACAUUUGAAUUACAAGAAAAUUGAAGAAUGUGGCUCUGGAGCAGCUUACUGCCAGAUUAUGGACUCAAUUUAUGGAGAUAUACCAAUGCACAGAGUUAAGUUUGAUGGUACGGCCGAAUACGAGUUUCAAACCAACUUUAAGGUUUUACAAGGUAGUUUCGCGAAGCACCACAUCGAAAAGACUGUCUACGUGGAGAAACUGAUAAGAUGUAGAUUUCAAGACAAUCUUGAGUUCUUGCAAUGGCUGAAAAAAUACUGGGUGCAGAAUAAGGAUGAAUCUUUUUAUGAUCCUGAAGCGCGAAGAAAACAUAGACCAAUCAAUAGUGGGCACCCCACGCCUGGUGGUACAUCGAUAAAUAUUAGUAAAAGGAGCACAUCAGGAUCUUCUAUUGGAUUUGGCUCUAACGGCACAGCUAGUAAUUCAUUAGGCUCGCGAUCUUCAUCCUACGGAUUAAGUAGAAGGGUGCCCAGUGACCAACUUGUGAAGUUACAGGACGAUCUCUCUCAAGCCACUUUAAGAAUUACUUCGCUGAAUAAAGAGAUUGGCACUUAUAAGGAAGCAAUGAAUAUAAUGGAAAGAGAGCGUGAUUUUUACUUUGGAAAGCUGAGAGACAUUGAAAUUUUGGUCCAGAGUACGCAAGAUUUAAUUAAAGAAGGUAUUUAUAAUGCUGGUGGUGGCGAUUUGAGUAAAGUUCUAAAUAAAGUGCAGCAAAUUCUCUAUGCAACAGAGGACGGCUUUGAAGUAAAUCAAGAAGAUGGGCAGAUGCUCGAUCAAGAGACUGCAGUACAAGACGAUAAUCAACGAUCUGUCAGGGCUUUUAGGAGAGAAACUGCCCAGGAUGUUCCUGCACACAAUCUAAUAACAGAUGAAGAAACUUUUUGA